Messenger RNA from Diabrotica balteata, 2247 nucleotides. The record is from the annotation of a GenBank genome assembly. Lineage: Eukaryota; Metazoa; Arthropoda; Insecta; Coleoptera; Chrysomelidae.
UGGUGUUUAGCCAAUAUGUCAUUUUGAAAAUAAUAAAAUAAGAUCUAUAAGCCCAUUGGCUAUUAGAUUAGAUAUCAAGAUUUGCAAUUUGAGGUUACGAUUUAUUUAUUUAUUUGAUUCAAUUUUGCAAUACUUAAAUAGUGCAAAGAUCUGCAACAUGUUUGUUAAUAUCGUUCUGUAUGUAAACAAAAGUAUCAUAUACGAACUACUAAUUCCUUAUGUGUUCAUUUUAACAUAAUGUUGCUUUGAUAGACUUAUAAAAUGGUUGUGAUCUUUCAUUUGAAAAGAUAUUUUUUCAUUAGGUUUAUAUUUUUAUUAUCUUUGUCUUUAUUUUUAGUGAUAUUUAUUUACCAUAUAUUUGAGAUCUUUGACAAAGUUUAUUCUCCAAGUACAAAAAACUGCCAAUAUAAUGAAAACAUAGAUGUAGUAUACACCUGGGUAAAUGGAUCUGAUCCAGAAUUCUUAAGAAAUUUGAAUGAAUACUUAAAAGAUCACAGGAAUAUUACUUGUGAUGCUUCUAAGCAACGAUUUGAUGAUAAAUAUGAACUAAAAUUCUCUCUCAGGUCUUUAGAGAAGUAUGCCCCAUGGAUAAACCAUGUAUAUAUAGUGACCAAUGGCCAAAUUCCGUAUUGGUUAAAUUUGGAUUAUGAAAAAGUUACCAUUGUUACACAUGAAGAUAUAUUUAAAGAUGUAUCAAACUUGCCAACAUUUUCUAGUCCAGCAAUUGAGUGCAACCUUCAUAGAAUACCAGGACUUUCCAAAAAGUUCAUAUACUUUAAUGAUGAUAUAUUUCUUGGUUCACCAUUGUACUUAGAUGAUUUUUAUACAGGAAGCAAAGGCUUCUUAAUAUAUUUGGCAUGGGCAGUACCAAAUUGUGCUCCAAAUUGUCUAUGGAUGUAUGUCAAUGAUGGUCAAUGUGACAAAGAUUGUUAUAGGCCAGAGUGUCAGAUGGAUGGAGGUGAUUGUGAUGAUUUUGAAGAACAGAGAAAGCUCCUGUUUGACCUCACAACAGAAGCAUUAGAAGAUAAACAUGAAGAAAACGAAACCAGAAAUAUUGCUCUUCAAGAGACUAUUGAAAAAGUCCAGACUAACUUUUAUCGAUCAUUUCUUAAAAAAAUUAAUAACUUCAGUGAAAGUACUAACAAGAGUCAUAUCAGUUUAAUUCUGCCAAAAAAUAUAUCAUUACUGGUUAAAAAUCAUAAUAAGAAGGUCAUUACAACAAAUAAAUUGAAGAGAAGAAGCAGGAGAAGAAGAGGUACUUAUAAGUCUAAAUAUUUUGAGAGAUCAAAGCACUGCAAGAGUAUUGAUGCAUAUAGUGCUUCUUUGCAGCAUACAAAUAGAGCUUUUAAUAACAAAUAUGGAUUUCAAUCAAGAAAAGUACCUGCACAUGCCCCUAUUUUGAUAGACAAAGAAAUAAUGCAUCAACUGGAGGAGAAAUUUAAACAAGAAUUUUUAGUUACAGAAACAAAUAGAGUGAGAAAUGAGAAUGAUAUGCAGUUCUCUUUUUCUUACUAUCAUUUUAUAAUAUCAGAAAAGAAGAGCAGAAGUGUGGGGGAGAUAUUUGAUGAGUUUGAUACAGAUGGGUCCAUGACUUGGUCAGAUAGAGAGAUAAGAACACUGCUUACCCAAAUCUAUGAAUUGCCACUGAGCUAUACAAUUGUAGAUCAUUUUGAAGAAAUAUUGAUGAAUUGUUCAGAGCACAAACAAUUUCCAGAAAUCCAUGCACCCUUAUACGAGAGAUAUAUAGACUCAAAAUUGCCGACAAUUACUAAAUAUCUCAUUGAAGAUUGUCGAUAUCUAUCAAAUAUUCUAUUAGAACGAUUCGAAAAAGUGUUUCGAUAUAACUUUGAGUUGGUUCCUAGCUCUGAGAAUAAGUAUGUACACUUUACGAUGUUAAACUCGAAUAUUAGUGAUGUAGUUGGUAAUUUGGAUGAAAUUAGAAGGAAUAAAAGGAAAUUUGUGUGUUUAAAUGACAAUUUGGACGAAUCAAAAUCGUCAGAAAACGAACUAGUCAGAGCCAUACUAUACGACUUCUACCUCUCAUUGUUUCCACGGCCCAGCAAAUUUGAGCUGCCGCAAGAAUUGAGGAACAAAUUUUUGUACAUGGAGGAAUUGAAUACGUGGAAACAUAACAGAAGUCUAGUUAGGUUAGCUUUAUACAGCUUUUUAUUUGUGAUAUUAUGUUUUACUGUUUAUAACAACUGUAAGAAGAAGUGUUGCCAAAUAGUCAAUAAAGUUUUUUGUUAA